This is a messenger RNA of Rosa chinensis, 702 nucleotides long. RefSeq names its product mucin-1-like. NCBI's taxonomy places the organism in Eukaryota, Viridiplantae, Streptophyta, Magnoliopsida, Rosales, Rosaceae. The record is from RefSeq and is a predicted model, not a curated record. The transcript has 3 exons. Bases 1 to 702 code for a protein of 233 amino acids.
AUGGCUCCCAUCAAGCAAACCGUUCGGGGCCCAAAAGCUCCGGCCACCGCCUCGUCUCCAGCUCUGCCUCCGGCCACCCGUCCUUCUCGGCAUUCCAAUCACCUCCUACGCCCUCGGGAUUCUGGCCCUCCUAGCUCCGCUGAGCAUCCUCAGGCCUUGCCGGAUUCGCCAUCUCAGUCUCCGGUCCCCACUCCAUCGUCGCUUUCUGGGUCCGAGCACUCCUCCGACGCCGCUGCAUUUUCCGAUUCAGCUGCUUCUGAGCCUGCCCCUGCCUCUCCUUCACCGGCUCCCACAUCGCAGCGCCGCUCGUCUAGUCCUCUCUUGCCAGCUCCACCAUCCAAGAGGCCUCGAUCUUUCGGCUGCUCUACCCCGUCCUCUUCUCGGCCGACCAAACCUCCGAAAACCCAUAAGGAUUCUCGAUUUGUGACGCAUACUCAACGGGUUGAUUAUGAAAAAUAUACUUUCUUGCGUCCUGUGGUUUAUGAAAAGUGUUUUAAUGUGGCUGAAUUGGAUGUGUUGCCUGCUCCUAACCUUACUGUGGUUAGAGAGUUCUAUGCCUGUUGUUCUCCCAAUAUGCCUGCGCAGAUGUCUAAGAUUGAUCAAGAGCUUGCAGCUUUGUCCAUUGAUACUGUUGUGGCUGCCCUUUAUGAGGAUCAUCCAGAUGCCACUCCCGUGGAGCUUUCAGCUGGUGCUCUUAGUUAG